This is a messenger RNA of Opisthocomus hoazin, 1049 nucleotides long. The record is from RefSeq and is a predicted model, not a curated record. Lineage: Eukaryota; Metazoa; Chordata; Aves; Opisthocomiformes; Opisthocomidae.
ACCCAGCAUGGCCGCCCAGGGAGAGCCCCAGGUGCAGUUUAAGCUUGUUCUGGUUGGUGAUGGUGGCACUGGUAAAACAACAUUUGUAAAACGUCAUUUGACUGGUGAAUUUGAAAAGAAGUAUGUAGCAACGCUGGGUGUUGAAGUUCAUCCUCUGGUGUUCCAUACUAACAGAGGCCCUAUUAAAUUUAAUGUAUGGGACACAGCUGGCCAAGAGAAGUUUGGUGGCCUGCGAGAUGGCUAUUACAUCCAAGCUCAGUGUGCCAUCAUAAUGUUUGAUGUAACAUCAAGAGUUACUUACAAGAACGUACCUAAUUGGCACAGAGAUCUGGUACGAGUAUGUGAAAACAUCCCCAUAGUGUUGUGUGGCAACAAAGUGGAUAUUAAGGACAGAAAAGUCAAGGCAAAAUCCAUUGUCUUCCAUAGGAAGAAGAAUCUCCAGUAUUAUGACAUUUCAGCCAAGAGUAACUACAACUUCGAGAAGCCUUUCCUCUGGCUUGCUAGAAAGCUAAUUGGAGAUCCUAACUUGGAGUUUGUUGCCAUGCCUGCUCUUGCACCACCUGAAGUUGUUAUGGACCCAGCACUGGCAGCACAGUAUGAGCAAGACUUACAGAUUGCUCAGACCACUGCACUGCCAGAUGAGGAUGAUGACCUGUGAGGGAUGAAGCUGGAGCCCAGCGUCAGAAGUCUAGUUUUAUAGGCAACUGUCCUGUGAUGUCAGUGGUGCAGCGUGUUUGCCACUUUAUUAUCUAGCUGAGCAGAACAUGUGCUUAAUCUUUGGGAUGCUGAAAGAGAUGAAUGGGCUUCGGAGUGAAUGUGGCAGUUUAAAAAAAAAAAUAAACACAAAACAAAAUGGAUAAAAAAAACCAAAACUGAACUUCAUAUUUUGGACCUGCAUAUUUAGCUGUUUUUUGGACUGCAAUUACUUCCCCUUUUGAGUUUCAAAUAUAAGACUGCUGCAGUCACAUCAGAGUGUUAAGUGGUAAAUCUUGUUUCUGUCAUUCCCAUUCUUUUUUGUUUAGAUAAUAAAGUUGUAUUUCAAGUAUCUC